ACUAGCUAGUAGUUGCCAGUUGGUUUUCUCGGGUCUUCGCGCUAGUUUAUGUCUGUUUGUUUACCGUAUAAUACCACCGUCACCUGUCUUUAAGUUACCGUUAACUGUUGUGCCUUGUGUUUGUUGUUUUUCUUACCCACUAGUGAGGACUUGCUUAUUCGACAUGUACCGGAAACGACAAAAUACAAAAAAGUGACGUGGUUUUUUUUCUUAUAGUUUUUGUUCGCCUAGAAAAUAUAACCAAAGGUACAUUUUAUUGCUGAGAUACUAUUAAUAAUGCGUACCAGAUGGAAGGAGGUGCUAUUAGUAACAGCGUUGAUGUUCUUCGACUUUUGUUUAUCAACCAUUACAUCAUGUGAAGAUUUAAAAUCAGAGUUCCGGUACCCUUGUGUUUGUGAGGAACUGAGACAAAUUGGUGGUCUAGCGUUAAAUUGUGAUGGUGUGGUCUACCCAAGCGAUCAUGUAAAUUUACCAAAAGAUGCACCAAUCUUGGUGUUCACCCAAAGAAAUGCUGGUCAUCAUUCUGUGCCCACACAACUCUUUCCGACUACAGUUAAACUAGAUUUGUCACAAAAUUCUAUUAGAAGAUUGUCCGAAAAAUCAUUUAAUAUCAUACAGAAUACAGUUGAAGAUUUAAGAUUGGCCGGUAACUUAUUAGGUGACACCUUAAAUCCAAUAUUUUCUUCUACGGAAUUUCAUGGAUUAUCGAAGCUAAUACGUUUGGAUCUCAGUGAAAAUAGGAUAUCGUCUUUAGAAGAAGGCAUAUUAAAGGGUUGUAUACAUUUAGAGGAACUGAAGUUGGAUGGUAAUCGUUUAGCAUUUAUACCUAGCAUUUCAUUGAAUGGCCCCGAAGCACUACGAAGUUUAUCCCUAAAAAAUAACCGAAUUGAUAGUAUACAACAGGGUUCUUUUCUAUCACAAAAAUCUUUAAUAAAAAUAGACUUAUCAUCCAACAGAGUAAACAACAUUGAAAUAGGAGCAUUUGAAGGUUUAUCAGUGUUGAAACAGCUUUUGUUAUCAGAGAAUCGUUUGUCAAAAUUUAACAGUGAUAUUUUUUAUGGUGCGGAGAAGCUGGAAAAGUUAGAUAUUUCGAACAAUUUUAUUGUUGAAUUUCCUUCGAUUGCUUUAAAAAAAUUUGAUAAUUUAAAAAUUUUAAAUUUAUCAUCAAAUUUAAUACAAAAAUUAGAGAAUUCGCAAUUAACAUCAUUAGAAGUUUUAGACAUUAGUAGAAACAACAUUGGGAACAUUUCACCAGGAACUUUUACGAAUUUAAAAAAAUUAAAAAUCUUAAACUUGGCUGUAAACAUGUUAAGAACUGUUGAAGAUGAUGCUUUUGAAGGUUUAAUAAAUCUUGAAUCAUUGUCUUUGGAAGAUAAUAACAUUUUAUUAAUACCAGCAUCUGCACUUAGUAAAUUACCACACCUGAGCAAAUUACGUUUGGAUUACAAUAGGAUUGCAGCACUUUCUUCAAAUAUUCUUCGAGGGUUGUCAGAAAUAUUAAUUGAACUAGGUUUGAGUAGAAAUGUUAUUAGAGAAUUACCUUCAGAUGUAUUUCAAGAUUUUAAACUCUUAAGAGUUCUUGAUUUAUCUGGAAAUUUAUUAUUGUCUGUAGAACCAUCAACGUUCUCUGGUUUAGAAGACACUCUGGAACAUUUAAAUCUUCAAGGUAACAGAAUUGCUUCGCUUUCAUCGGAGCCAAUCAAUCUUCAAAAGUUGAAAACUCUUGAUUUAUCAUACAAUCAACUAAAAGAAAUACCUCGACAUACAUUUACUGUGAUGUCUUCGUUGUCAAAUUUAAACUUGAGUCAUAACCCUCAUUUAGCAUUGAUACCUGUAAGCGUAUUUCAUCCAUUGACACAACUGCAAAAACUCGAUAUCAGCUUUACUAGCAUAAAAGUCUUAAGCCCUGAAUUAUUUUUUAAGACUUCAUCACUUACUCACCUUUUUAUACAGAACAACGGCAUAACCGAGUUGCCGGAAACCAUGUUUCAAAGUUUGACUAAUCUAGUUACAUUAGAUUUAUCAGAAAACCAAAUAUCAAACAUACGUAUUGGUUCGUUUAUGGGCCUUUCUUCAAUUAGAUAUGUAAAUUUGUCUAAAAAUAAGUUGUCUUCAUUUAAAGGUGAAUAUUUUAUUACGAAACGAAGCAAUGGGACUCCAUUAGAAGAAAUUGAUAUGUCUAAUAAUCAAAUUAGUUAUUUGUUUCCGUCAACGUUUAAAGUCCAUCCUAGUAUAAAAGUUAUCAAAGUUUCAAAUAAUAAAUUCAACUUUUUUCCCUCUGAGCUUAUUGCAGGUUUGGCGAAUUUGCAAGAAGUAGAUUUAAGCAAAAAUAGUUUGAAAUCGCUAGAAGAAUUUGAUUUUGCUGGUUUACCGCAACUAAGAAAAUUAAAUUUGGCCAAUAACCAAAUAGACACAAUAAGCGAAACAACGUUUCAUAAUUCUACUCAAUUGCAAAAUAUUAAAUUGGCUAAUAAUAAAUUGGAACGAAUUGGCGAGAGAACUUUUCAAGGAUUAAAUAGAUUACAAUACUUAGAUUUGGAAAAUAAUUAUUUGACAGAAUUACCUGAUUUAAUUUUUGACCGAACCCGUUUAAAAGUUCUCGAGAACAUUAACUUGGCAAAGAAUAGGUUUACAAUAGCGCCCUUGAAAAGUUUGCAGAAACAAUAUUUCUUUUUGUCAUCCGUAGACUUAUCUUCGAAUCAACUGACCGAAUUGCAGACCGAUGACAGCAUAUUAGUGAACAUAAAAAAACUUGACUUGUCGUUUAACCAUCUGUCUGAAGUGACUGUUAAAAACAUACUCAGUGAACCCAAAACAGUACGAGAAUUGAAUUUGGCGGGCACCGGAAUAACGUCUUUAUCACCCUUGGAAACGCCAUUUCUACAAAAACUAAAUCUAUCCUAUAACCGGAUAAAUGUUGUGGAUGAACACAUGUUUGACCGAUCAACACUGAUCGAGGAACUUGAUUUAUCACACAAUGAAUUACAAAGUUUAACGUCUCUGAGAGCCGUUUGGCCGAAGCUGAAUCAAGUGCAGCUGGUUGAUGUUUCGUGGAACCCGAUAUCUAACAUCGUCUUGGGUGACUUGGACAAGCUGGAAUCGUUGCGGUCGUUGCGAAUAAACGAUUUGUUAGAAUGUGAUAAGAUCGAAAAGAACGCGUUCAGAAAUCUCGGCAACUUAGUUGAACUAAAAAUGUACGACUUCCCAAAGCUGGGUUACUUGGAUGUCACUGGUUUGUUGAAUUACCUGCAGUCAUUGGAGGCUCUUGAGAUCGAAGUGAAAGACUCGUCCAUCGGCAGUCAAUUAUCGGCUGCCAUGAACCCCAGACUUAAGUCAUUGACCAUACGUGGACAACAGAUCACAUCCAUCUCAUCGGGCGCGCUAGCCGGCCUCAAGUACCGACAGGUACACAUCCGAAUCCAAAACACGUCACUGACCAGUUUACCACCGUCAUUGCUGAUCGCGUUGCCUCGGUCGUCGGUCAUCCAACUCGAUGUGUUUGAUAAUCAACUGACCACGCUUACCUCCCAAUUCCUGGCCGCUCUGGACGACCGUCGGAGUUCACUGAAACUGAACGGCCUGCGCGCCAAUCCCAUUUACUGUGACUGCAACGUCAGGGCGCUGAGACGGUCACCGCUGGCUUUGGACCUGGUAUGUUCCGCACCAGCGUUUGUGGCUGGCAGUCUGCUUAUCGAGAUACCGGACGACGACUUAACCUGUGAUGUCAGCCGACAAACAACGACCACGACUACGACAUCGACAACCACCGCGACAACGACCACCGCCGCAACCAGUCCGAUCGUCGUCAAAGCACCUAAACAAAGAACUACUACCGAACCAGACAUCAUAUGGUCGCUGCCGCCGGCCACCGCAAGUCCACCGCACCAGCAGCAGAAGUCACCAGCCACCGCAAAGUUACCUAACCCGGCCACGGCCGCAGCUAUCGCUAAUGAUGACACGUUGAUCAUCGGCAUUGUAGCCGGCGUUGUAGUGUUCAUUGCCAUACUGGUGAUCAUCAUAUGCAUCGUCCGUAUACGCCUGUCGACUGCUGAGUACAACUCACACAUGAACGCCCUGCCACCCGUCCUUGGCGCCCCGAUGCACUGCACCAAUCAAGCGUGCCCAUGUCCUAAAGCCAACGGCCAGAACGUCUUGUACCCUAUGUCAGCGGCCGCGUCCUACAGCAACAGUUACGCCACACUGCCCGCUCACAAGCUGUCAUCCGUGUCGUCGCCACUUCGGCAGUCCUACAGCGCUCUGAACGUGCCCGCACCGUACACGCAGAAUCCUUAUUACAUACCGUACGGCGGUGGCGACGAGAAGGAUUACACGAUGAGCAUGAGAUAAAAGCGCGCGACCACAGUGGCGUUGAUUGUUUUGCGGAACGCUAUAUUAUAUAUAUUAUGAUGGAAUAACAUCCAUGACGUACACGAUCGAUGCACCAACACUGACUGCGAAUGUCAUAAUACAUGAAUAAUUUAAUAAUGUAAAUACUACGUAUUAUAAUACGCCAUCAUUGCAAAGGAGAGAUGCGUUGUAAAUCGCACAGCAAGAUUUGGACUGUAUGUACUACCUACAUCGAAAAUAUUACGAGACUAGGUAUAUAAAUCGGUAUUAAAGUAAUAUAGGUAGUUAUCGUUAUCAUUGUAUACCAAUUAUUGUAAAAAGCAAAAAUCAAAUAUACCAUUGUUGUACAAAUAUAAUUAAAUAAACAGAUUCCUCAUUACAUAAA
This is a messenger RNA of Rhopalosiphum padi (bird cherry-oat aphid), 4732 nucleotides long. Its product is annotated as slit homolog 2 protein. Gene Ontology annotation, cellular component: extracellular matrix. Gene Ontology annotation, molecular function: protein binding. The transcript is spliced from 9 exons. The record is from RefSeq and is a predicted model, not a curated record. Lineage: Eukaryota; Metazoa; Arthropoda; Insecta; Hemiptera; Aphididae. Bases 277 to 4347 code for a protein of 1356 amino acids.